This is a messenger RNA of Impatiens glandulifera, 1127 nucleotides long. Its product is annotated as translation initiation factor IF3-4, chloroplastic-like. Lineage: Eukaryota; Viridiplantae; Streptophyta; Magnoliopsida; Ericales; Balsaminaceae. Bases 113 to 952 code for a protein of 279 amino acids. Gene Ontology annotation, molecular function: ribosome binding; translation initiation factor activity. The transcript has 9 exons. The record is from RefSeq and is a predicted model, not a curated record. Gene Ontology annotation, biological process: translational initiation; ribosome disassembly.
GGUUUGAGUGAAGAGAGGGAGAGCCAUCGAAUUGCAGAAAACUGUCUAAGAAAUGGAUAAGUUCUACGAGUUCAACUGAACGCCAAGACCUUCAAUUUCAUCAGUCGACGCCAUGGCUGGGAUCACCAGCACCUUCACUUGCAGACCUCUUCUAUCCAGAUCCAAUCACUUUCCUACGCCGCAAUCUACUCUCUCCUCACUUCAAUCCAACCAAUGUCACCUUCUCUCCUCUUCGCUCUCCAACUCUAACAUCUCAGUUCGCUCCUCCUCUACCUUUUCCAUCUCCGCGCGCUAUGGCGGAAGAGGCGCCCCUUCUCAGUCACGUGCUCCUUCUCGUGCCAGCGACUACGACGAAGCUCUUGAUAUAUCAUCAAUCAGGUCGGAUACUGUGAGACUGAUUGAUGAGCAACAGAAUAUGGUUGGAUUGUUAACAAAAAGAGAAGCUAUUAAAAUGGCUGAAGAUGCUGAACUUGACCUGGUAAUACUGUCACCAGAAGCUGAUCCGCCUGUUGUUAGAAUAAUGGAUUACAACAAAUAUAAAUAUGAACAGCAAAGGAAGAAAAAAGCACAGCAGAAGAAAAGUGCUGCUGGGCGCAUGGAUCUGAAGGAGCUAAAAAUGGGUUAUAACAUUGACGAUCAUGAUUAUACUGUGCGUCUAAAAGCUGCACAGAAGUUUCUGAAAGACGGGGACAAGGUUAAGGUGGUUGUAAACUUAAAAGGUCGUGAAAAUGAGUUCAGAAAUAACGCGAUUGAGCUCCUGAGGCGGUUCCAGAAUGAUGUGGGCGAGCAAGGGGCGGAGGAAGCAAAGGGUUUCAGGGACAGAAACAUGUUCAUAAUUUUGGUCCCAAACAAAAUAGUUGCCCAGAAAAGUCAAGAACAGCAGCCACCAAAGAAAAAAGAGGAUUCUGCAACAACAACAACAACAACAAGCCCAGUGUCGACUGGCGUUUGAAUCUAAGGUUGCGGUUUUGAAGGUAGAACAUUUAACAAUUGGGUAAUUUAUUGUUUCUGUAUAAUAGAGAUGUUGAUCUUUAACAAUGAAAUAGCGCCUUUAAAUUAAAUCCGAAUUUGUACCAUUUCCUUUGGUACUGAUCAUUGAGAACUGGCAACUAUAUAUCUUAAUUGAC